AUGGUCUUGAAGAAGGUAUGCAGAGAUAAUGGAGUCGUCUGCACAUACAGGCCUUCUAUGCUUUCUCCAAAUUCCUGGUCAACAUUUAGGCCUUUACGAAAAGAUAGGAAGGUUGGGGUCAGCCUCACACAGAGGGGGAAAGACAUUCCAGAGGGCAAGAGCAACAGCAGAGAAACCCUCCUCCUGGAUCCUGACAGCCAGAAUAAUUGGGCUGAUGGGACCUGCAGCAUACCUCCUCUGAUGGCACAAGUGGUACGGAUCAAUGCUGCUAUGGAGCAAUGCAAUGUUCCAGCAACAGCAAGAAUAAAUUGUGGCCCUGGCCCCAUUACUGAAGCUCAGUGCAGAGGUAAACAUUACUGUUUUGAUUCAAAUGUACUUAAUGUCCCCUGGUGUUUCAAGCCUGCUUCAAGUACAAGAGCACAGAUAGAGGAUAAAGGAAUGGAAUAUAAGACCUGUUUAGUACUAGCUACUGCCUUGUGUUUUGGAUUUGUUUGCCCUCAAAAGGAUAAUCGUCCACCAUAUGCCUGCCAAUGUCUAAUGGAAACCAGUGAAAGAGAGGAAUGUGGAUUUUCUUCAGAAAACAUUACUGCAGAGCAGUGCACAGAAAAUGGAUGCUGCUUUGAUGCAUCGGUGCCUGAUGUCCCCUGGUGCUUCAGACCAUCAGGUGAAAGAGCUUCAGUAACCUAUGCAAGGAAAACAAUUCCAUCUCAAGAAAGAAAGGAGUGUGGCUAUCAAGGGAUCACACGCAAAAGGUGCAAACGAAUUGGAUGCUGCUUUGAUCUAAAGGCAUCUGGUGCACCAACUUGUUUUCAUCCCCCGGUAAAUGAAGCUUCUCAACACUGUGUAAUGGAAGGAAGUGCAAGGCUAGAAUGUGGUUACCCAGGCAUCACCGCUGAGGAAUGCCAAGCAAAGGGAUGUUGCUUCAAUUCAUAUGACAUUAAUACCCGGUGGUGCUUUCAUCCUCUGUCAGACACAGUACCUGCAAGGCUGUGUGGAAUGGCACCCAAGAAACGAGUGUCAUGUGGAACGUCUGACAUCUCUGCUGAUGAAUGCACGGCCAAAGGAUGUUGUUAUGAACAUUACCAGUAUGCCAAAACAGUCCCCUGGUGUUUCCAUCCACAUGAAAAACAAGGAAAUUAUUCUAAUAUGAAGAAUCAGAAGAGGCUCUGGUUAUGUCUAGUUAUUUUAAUUCUAGGUUGCAGCAUACUGCUUGAAGGGGUAACAGCUCCAUCAAAAUGCCGAUGUGACGUUGAUCCCCACAAACGAACCAACUGUGGACCUCCUGGGAUCACAUCCCAGGAAUGUGAAAAUUCAGGAUGUUGCUUCAGUUCAACAGUGCCAGGAGUCCCUUGGUGCUUCAAACCAACCCCUCCAAAAUAUAAAAAGGUGUGUCCUGCAGAUGUGAAACUCCGCAAGAACUGUGGCUACCCAGGAAUCUCUGCCAAUGAAUGCGCAAGGAGAAAGUGCUGUUUUGAGAGCAAACCACCUGGUGUCCCAUGGUGCUUUUUUCAUAUCUUUUCAGAAGAGGAGUGUUAAAAUGAUGCUUCAGGGAGGAACUUUCACAAAAAGCAUGCUUUUGACGGAACUAUUCAAGCACAUGGUAUCCCAUGUGCUGUAGUAAUUUUGGCUUCCACUAUACAUUAAUGCAUCUUUAUAGUAGACAGUUAAUUACAGAUUUUGUCACUUCUUUACAUCUGCCAAAAGCAAUCAUGAUGAUAAAAAGCAAUGUAUUUAUGUUUAUGAAUGCAUUAUAAAUUUGCCUCUUGUACUGAUAUCCAUGCAGUAGCCUACUCAUGAGAUAUUAGCUUUUUGUAACUGAACAUUUCAUUUUUGAGAUGCUCCUGUGAUUAGAAAUAUGUCACCUUAAUAAUAUGCUAUUAAAUCAUGCAAAACAAAUUGAAUGUAACUGUUUGU
This is a messenger RNA of Notechis scutatus (mainland tiger snake), 1914 nucleotides long. The record is from RefSeq and is a predicted model, not a curated record. Lineage: Eukaryota; Metazoa; Chordata; Lepidosauria; Squamata; Elapidae.